AAAACCUUCACAGAAAUAAAACCGCAGGGUUCAAUUCAUAAGAAAGUUAAGUGUGUAGCACUUAUUUAUGAGUAAUGCUGUCAAGACUGCGCGUCCUGUGACAGUUUAUUUUUUUCUGAAAUAGACAUGUGUCCCUCUACGUACGUGUGUCAAACUUGAAUAAAGCAUCUUGUCAAAGACAAACGGGUAGCUUUCUUCAAGUCUCAUUAAAGGUUUCUUCGGCCAACAUAACUGUGACAAUUACACAUGGGCGACCAAGAAUUUCUUAAUGCCAAACGAGGGAAAAAAAGGCGGAAAUCUACUAAAAAGUACUCAUACGACGUACCAGACACUCUGUGCAAUUCAGUACACAUUAAAGAUGUUGAACAGUCGUCUGGUGCCAUCCUACAAACUAGCAAGUCGUCUAAACUGGAAUGCACUACUUUUAACAUCAAAGGGACUCGAGAGCAAAUUCUAAAAGCUCUUCAACUGAUCACCAUGUCAACAGGCUUAAAAGAUAUAGAGCUUGAGAAAGCUAAAAGGCACUGGCUCGAAUGGGUUGAACAAUAUUUUCCUGAUUUUGAACGGCGCUCCUAUUUUAUUCCCCCUGUGCAAAUAAUGCGAGUUCCUAUAGCUGAGCCAAAUGUUGCAGGUCAGAAUGUUCUAAUGAUUAAAACAGAUGACACACCGAGCAGUAGUAGCAUGGACCUAGCCAUGAGUUCAUCUAAAAUACCUUCUGUACAAAAGAGCGACAUUAUUGACGAUAAGGCUUUUUAUUCUGUGAUGUCUGCUCUUAAAACUUUCUCGGAAGCACAUCCAGAAGUGUUUAUGUGUCUGAGUCAUUAUCCUUUCGUCUCGUAUCUCGGUGAGGAGAGCUUUUAUCCAGCAGUAGCUCACCUUCCGAUACCUAGAAACCUGCCAGAGAAGUAUCCGAAGAGCUGGAGACAAGGAGACUUCGAUGUUCUCCUCAUUCACAGACAAUACGGCUUUGUUGUAUUGGAAGUGAAAGCUGUUAGAAUAAACGAUGAAAAAACAGAACAGGAGCAAGAUGAACAGGUGUCGAAGAAACUAAAAGAAGCUGCAGAGCAGCUAAAAAAAGCAGAAGCCAUGUUGUCACAUCUGGUGUCAGACAUCGCUUCUGGUUUGCGCAUCACCAAGACAAUUGCUUGCCCGAACCUCACAACUGAUCAGGUGCAGGAAAUCAUUAAUAACAAUGAACUGCUAGGAAAGGAUCUAUGUGAUUGCUUUAAAGUACAAAACAUUGCCGAUGCCGUUCGCCUGAUCCUAUGUUCUGAUCACCUGUUGUGUCAUGAAUCACAACAAACUUCAAGAACUGAUAAGCUGCAAUCGUUUCAAAAAUGGUGGCAGGAGCUGCUUGCUGGACCAGGGAGCGAAAAAGGGUUAAAUUCUGAAUUGUACAGGGACCUUGUCGCGAGAUUUUGUGGACCGGCUUCUAGUCUGACAACUAAAUGUGUAAAUGAACCUCGUGUAAGCAUGAAAACACUAGGGAAUGUCGUGGCUCAUGUUGGACACUGCUAUGCAGAUUUAAAGACACUCCUACCCGAGCAAUGUGAGCUUCUCAAACAAGCUCCUCGAAGGAUAUUUAUGGCUGGGCCACCUGGCACAGGUAGGUCUACUAUACUACUUCGGAUAGCCAUAAAAUGGUUUUUGGAUGAAAACAAAGUCUACGUGUUGAGUACGUGGGACUACAGUCGGGCAGCAACAUUCAGGCUACGACAUCUGCUGCUCGAGGACCUUAAGUCGCGAUCUACACAUUCAGACAGAGAAAACCGUAUUGUGGUAUUGAAGAAAAAUUUUAGAAAGAAGGAGGAUGUUGACAUUACGUUGAAUGAACUCGCAGACGUGGUGAGACACGGACCUUUGUACAUCAUCGCUGAUGAAGUGGGACCUGAUGGCAAGUCAGAACAGAACGUUUUUCCAGAAUUCUGCACCCGUCUCCUGCAAUGUUGUAAAGGCAUCGAAGAUCAUCUCCAUUUUUGGGCUGCAAGUUGUCAGACUGGCCUCGCACCACAAGAGUUGUACGGCGAGAAGAUACAGGGCUGGAAAUUGCAAAAAUAUACCUGUCCACUCCGAAGUCCACCACCUGUAGUACAAGAAAUUAAGAAGUUUGUGGAGGUACCGGAGGGUCACACUUUUCCUGAGUACAGUCAGCGAAACGCACCAGACCAUGCAGACGGUCCACCCGUAAAACGGUUUUAUCACUGUCCUCGUGAACAUGCGUGGACAAGAGUUGAAGAUUGUGUCGCUUGUGCGAAAAAGGUGGCAAGAUUUUUGUGCACAGAACUAACCCUGGGUGUGUCUGCUACUUGCGCUGGUGAGUCUACUGCCAGCAUCAGACAUUCACCCAGUCUGCAGUAUAAAGACGUGUUCAUUCUGUCAUGGAUGGAUCUUUCAGAGGACGCCCGCAUAUUAAAGGCGCUGUCACAGGCUGGAGUUCCAUGGAAGGUCAUGAAGAAUUUGGACUCGGACAUCGAGGACGUAGCUACAGACCGCAGUAACGUGGUGUGGGCGGCCAGAGAGCAGCUAGUUCGUGGGAUCAAACGAAAAGUCGUUGUUGUUCUCGAUAACCAUGACGACAGUAACCAGGAGUACAAAGAGGCAAGACAACGGGCCAUGUCCAGGUGCUCGGCACUGCUUGUGCUUGUGUGUCCACCUAGCGAGAAAUCGGACUAAUGUAUUAUCUUCGGUGCAUUGUUAAAACAGUCGUAGUUUCUACUAUAAAGCUGUGCCUUAUAAUUACCACUCACAUUCACAGAAGCAUCAGCAUUAUAGCCUAAUUGACUAUGCUACUGUAAUCAGUGUAGGAAUAUUGACGUUCUUGAAGCUUCCAUUUCACUGUUUUCCCUAUAUACUUGCUAGAAAAGACUAAACUGAGCGAUAAAAAAAGCUAAAAAAACCAACUGUUACCGCUAUCUUUGCAAAUUAUCAUCUCGUUCCAUCUCUAUAUUAGUGCAGUAUAUAGGAAGGGAGAUAAUACUGAUAAAGAGUUGUGUCCCUUCGCAUAAAAGGCUAAGGCUGACAGAUAAACAUAUUCUCUGUGCUUGGGUUAACAAUUUUUUGUUAUUUUAUCAAAUGAAAAUAUGCAUCCGUCUUAUGAAGUCAAUACUUAUUUUAUGUGUUUCGAACAUUUUGUUCAAGUUCUUAUUUUUAUAUUUACUAUUUUGUCAUACCUGCAGGCAUUAAUUUGUCAUGCACGUGCCCGGAUAUUUAAAAUAUGUUAAUACUGUUAGAUUUUUGUUUGACUUAUAUAUUUCUACCCCAUUGACAAACGGCCUACAAUCAAUGUAGAAAAGUCUUAUAAAAAUACAAGUUUCUUUAAAUUUUGUUAUCGAUAAGUCACUUCAUGUAACUAAGUCCUAAUUUGCCUGCUUCGGUUUAGCAACCACAAUAAUCUACAGUCAUUAAAGUGCAGGUUGUAAUUUCCAUGUCUUUUACUGUGAUAACUAACUGUGAUAAAAGAAUAACUGAUCAAUAAAAAAUGUCAGUAACAUAUUAUAAAAUUUUUACAUUUGAUAAUCAAUUGUAAACUGAGGCGUGAGGAGUUGUAUUCACACAUUUUUUUAAUUUGAGGUGCUAAGAUGCUCCGGAUAUAUAGAUAUAUCUUAAACCCUAGUUUGGUAAUCAUGAUAUGGGAUAAGUAAGAGGAAAGAAACAUAAGUGGAUGUAACUUUGUUUUAAAGUUCUAUGAGACUUGUAACAAACAUUUGUACCUGAAAAGAAAAAAAGAGCAGAAAGUCUUCUGCCUGACGCUGGGGGCAGAGAGACGAUAACACAGGCAGACAUGAGACAGUUGGGUGAGAAAUUUCGGUAGCAUACAAAGAUAUCCUAGGGUGGGGUUGCGAAGAUAAAAACAGUGAUAAAAAUUGUGAAUUCUUAGAAUGGCAAAUAAAGUACAGGUUGAGCAAAGUCUGUUUUUCUUUUCUGGAAGACAAUAUGAGCGGCAUCAUUCUGAGGCGUUUGAAGUAGACCGGUAGGGAGAUCAAAGACUGCAGUAAUCCAGCCGGCACAACACACAAAUACAGACAGCUUUUUUUGGCAAAAACUGAUAGGAGUAGGAUAGACAAAUCCUGUGAAUCUCAAGAAAUAGGGACUGCGUUUAUUUAAGAUUCAAUAGAUCAUAGUAUGUCGAUGCAAUAAUUGUAACACCUAGAUUCCGAAAGGUAUUGUAAAAAUAUGUUAAUCCCGGAGAAAGUAAAACUAGUAGAAGAUAACACUAAGUUCAGCUUACUUGCAGAAGUUUUUGCUAAGACCUCGGAUUGGUAGUACUGAAUAAUGCAUUGUUCUAUACUUUGAUAGACACCCAAGCUUUCUUAAAGCUUACUGCAUGUUGUAUAAUGGACGAGACCUGCUUAAGUUGGAAAGCAAGGCAAUAUAAUAUUAAUUGUCAGAAUACAUGCGAUACUGCAGUGUAAAAUAGGGCAUGGAAUAAUAAAGUAAUUGUACCUACACAGUGAAUAGAAGAGGCUCAGCGACAGAUCAUUGAGACUUCCUCUUUAGGCAUAGAUGUGAUGCCUAGAACUACCAACAGUGGGGGUAAUCAGUCAGGUAGGAAAGAUACUAAUUUAAAACAGUGACAGUGAGACCUAAAGGAACAUGAAAGCGCCGAAGAAAGAUGCCAAUCGUUUGUUUUUGUUCCUUCGUUCAGAGAUAAAUUUGGAACAUGUCAUAACAGAUCCUCUGAGUGGGAUUUUUCCUUCUUUCCAUUUCUUAUUUAUUUAUUUUUCACAUAUUUAUUUACGUAAUAAUCCUUUAAUGUGUUUUUGCAAUGAAUACACUUGUGGAAAGUAUUCGAACUACUGCAUAGGUGACAUGCCACGAAUGAACUAAAACAUCUUUGCUAUUUGUUUCGGACAAAUGCUGGACAAGGGGCACA
Pomacea canaliculata is the source of this 4873-nucleotide messenger RNA. RefSeq lists its product as uncharacterized. The coding region runs from base 247 to 2673 and encodes 808 amino acids. The record is from RefSeq and is a predicted model, not a curated record. The transcript is spliced from 9 exons. NCBI's taxonomy places the organism in Eukaryota, Metazoa, Mollusca, Gastropoda, Architaenioglossa, Ampullariidae.